Molecule: messenger RNA, 1714 nt
Organism: Leptosomus discolor (cuckoo roller)
Lineage: Eukaryota; Metazoa; Chordata; Aves; Leptosomiformes; Leptosomidae
Source: RefSeq, a predicted model, not a curated record
AAAAAACUGCUUAGACAAUCUAAUGGAUGAAGAUGAGAAAGACAGGGCAAAGAGGGCUUCACGUAACAAGUCUGAGAAGAAGAGGCGUGAUCAGUUCAAUGUUCUCAUCAAAGAGCUCAGCUCCAUGCUUCCAGGAAACACUCGAAAAAUGGACAAAACUACUGUGCUGGAAAAAGUCAUUGGCUUUCUGCAGAAACACAAUGAAGUCUCAGCACAGACGGAGAUUUCUGAAAUUCAGGACUGGAAGCCUUCAUUUCUCAGCAACGAAGAAUUUACCCAGCUGAUGUUGGAGGCAUUAGAUGGCUUCAUUAUAGCAGUAACCACAGGUGGAAGCAUCAUCUAUGUGUCUGACAGCAUCACACCUCUUCUAGGGCAUUUACCGUGUGAUGUCUUGGAUCAGAAUUUGUUAAAUUUCCUCCCAGAACAAGAACAUUCAGAAAUUUAUAAGAUGUUAUCUUCUUGCAUGCUUAUGACGGAUUCUGCCUCAUCGGAUUACCUGAAAACUGACAAUGAACUAGAGUUUUAUUGUCAUCUUCUGAGAGGAAGUUUGAACCCAAAGGAAUUUCCAACAUAUGAAUACAUAAAAUUUGUAGGAAAUUUUCGGUCUUACAGCAAUGUGCCUAACUCCACUUGCAAUGGCUUUGACGAGGCUGUCCCAAGGGCUUACAGAACAUCCCCGGGAAAGCAGAUCUGCUUCGUUGCAACUGUUCGUUUGGCAACGCCUCAGUUUUUAAAGGAAAUGUGCAUUGUGGAAGAACCUCUAGAAGAAUUCACAUCAAGACAUAGUCUGGAGUGGAAAUUUUUAUUCCUGGAUCACAGAGCACCGCCGAUUAUAGGAUACUUGCCUUUUGAAGUGCUGGGUACUUCUGGUUACGACUAUUACCAUAUAGAUGACCUAGAGCUGCUAGCAAGGUGCCAUGAACACUUGAUGCAGUUUGGCAAGGGGAAGUCGUGCUGCUAUCGGUUUCUGACCAAAGGACAGCAGUGGAUCUGGCUCCAGACCCAUUACUAUAUCACCUACCACCAGUGGAACUCCAAGCCAGAGUUCAUUGUGUGCACACACAUGGUGGUAAGUUAUGCAGAUGUUCGGGUGGAGAGGAGACAGGAGAUGGGCUUGGUAGAAGUGUCCUCCGAGGUUGUGUCCUCAGCACUAAAGGACAGUGGCGCCAGCUUGGAUCCUGAACAGCACUUUAAUGCACUUGAUAUUGGUGCCUCAAUCCUCAGCGCUAGUCGAACACCCUCAGUAUCAUCCAGGAGCUCACCAAAAUCUUCCCACACACCCAAGUCGGACCCAGCAUCUACACCAACAAAGCUGAUUGCAGAGUCUAACACCCCCUUGCCAAGAACACCGAGCGCGCAGCAGGAUUUAUCCGUGCAUAGACUCAGUCAACCUACUGCUCUUCAGGUUUCUUUGCCUUCUCAGCCUCCAUGUGAGCUUCUCCCACAGCAGUUACUGCCUCAAGCAACUCUGCAAAAUCAGCCUGCACCUCUGGCACAGUUCUCGGCACAGUUCAGCAUGUUCCAGACCAUCAAGGACCAGCUAGAGCAGCGGACCCGGAUUCUGCAGGCCAACAUCCGGUGGCAGCAGGAGGAGCUCCAGAAGAUACAGGAGCAGCUCUGCCUGGUGCAGGACUCCAGCGUACAGCUCUUCCUUAGCCAACAGCCCUCCUUCAGGCAGUGCUCACUUCUUUUCAUUUGCUCCCUGUUUUCCUGA